UUGAAAGAAUAAUUAGAACAGUAGAACUUCAUCAAAAAGUAAAAAAGCUUUUUAAAUGUUUUACGACAAGUUUUACGAUGUCUUUUCUUACUAUAUUUAUAGUCGGCACGUGUAGCUUUGCAAUGUGUUUAUAUAGAUUGAUGAACGCAAUAAAACGCAUGCAUGAUUUGGAUGAACUUUUGAUAUCAAUAGCUUAUAUUAUAGCAUAUAAGUUUUGUUUAUUCAGCAUGUCUUUAAUCGGGCAAUUAGUGAUAAACCAUUCUGAAGAGUUAUUUAACGCUAUAUACAUGUCACUAUGGAAUGAAGCAUGUGUAACAAUACAGAAAUCAUUAUUAUUUAUAAUGCAAAUCUACUCAAAAAGCGAAAUAAUAAAUUUUGGCGGUAUAAUUGCUGUAACAAUGGAAACCUUCACCUCGGUCACAAAUAUGGCAGUAUCCUUCAUGACGGUAAUUUUUUCAAUACAGUAGUAUCAUAAUCUAGUGCAGAAAAAAUAACUGUUUGUAGCAAUAAACAUAUGAUAAAAUUAUAUAUAAAAUAGAAAGCAAGAUAUAGUUUGAUUAAAUAAAAUAAUAUUCUCCGUUAUUUAUUUAACAAUAAAUAAUAAAUGAAAGUUCUUAAUACUAGUA
Messenger RNA from Solenopsis invicta (red fire ant), 626 nucleotides. RefSeq lists its product as uncharacterized. The record is from RefSeq and is a predicted model, not a curated record. The transcript has 5 exons. Bases 78 to 467 code for a protein of 129 amino acids. Gene Ontology annotation, cellular component: plasma membrane. Gene Ontology annotation, biological process: sensory perception of smell; detection of chemical stimulus involved in sensory perception of smell. NCBI's taxonomy places the organism in Eukaryota, Metazoa, Arthropoda, Insecta, Hymenoptera, Formicidae. Gene Ontology annotation, molecular function: odorant binding; olfactory receptor activity.